AUGAGCGAAAGUAAUAAUGUGGCGGGCUCUGAGAAGCCUCGCAAGUCACUCAUUCUCAAUGCAUUCGUGGAGAUGUGCAGCGGACACCAAUCGCCAGGCCUCUGGCGCCACCCCGAGGAUGAGUCGCACCGUUUCAACGAUAUCGAGCACUGGGUAGAGUUGGCCCAAUUGCUUGAGUCGGCGAAGUUUCACGGCAUCUUCAUCGCGGAUGUACUAGGCGGUUAUGAUGUUUAUAAGGGACCGCGCAAUCUUGGUCCUGCAAUUACCUCGGGCGCACAAUGGCCAGUCAAUGAGCCUCUGGCUGUCGUCCCAGCUAUGGCGGCAGCAACCAAGAAUAUCGGCUUCGGAGUGACGGUGACAACAACCUACGAGCCGCCCUAUCAUCUCGCGAGGAGACUGUCAACCGUGGAUCAUCUCACGAAAGGACGGUAUGUUGUGACGGGUUAUCUUGACUCUGCUGCGCGAAACUUAGGCCAAGCCGAGCAGCCACAUGUCAGUCAUAAAGAUCCAACGAUAUACAAACAACAUACCUUAGAGAAGAAACUGACAAGAACACAGCACGAUGACCGAUACGCACUGGCAGAAGAAUACAUCAAAGUCACAUACAAGCUCUGGGAGUCCUCAUGGCGUCAAGAUGCCGUGGUUCUCGAUCGCGAGCAUGGGAUCUACACAGACCCAGCUCGUGUGCGGCAGAUCAACCACGUCGGAAAGUACUAUAAUGUACCAGGUCCUCAUAUUUGCCAGCCUAGUCCCCAACGUACUCCGGUCAUCCUGCAGGCUGGCACAUCCAAGGCCGGAAAGACCUUCGCAGCCCAACAUGCCGAAGCCAUCUUCGUGGCCGGCCAUAGUCCGGCUGUCGUUGCUAAGAAUGUUGCUGAGAUUCGUCAGCUGGCAAAGACGGAGUUUGGUCGAGACCCGCAGAGUAUCAAAUUCUUGGCCUUGCUUUGCCCGGUCCUUGGUCGUACGGAGGAAGAGGCCGUGGAGAAGUUCAAGUACUACCGCAGCCUGGGCUCGAUCGAUGGUGCUCUUGCUCUGUUCGGAGGGUGGACUGGUAUUGAUCUGGACAAGUAUGGUGAUGAUGAAGAGCUGCGUCAUGUUGAGAGCAAUGCUAUCAGGUCGGCCGUGGAGGGCUGGUCCAAGGCUACUCCCGAAGUCGCCAAAUGGACAAAGACGACUGUCGGCCAGCACAUCACCGUUGGUGGUCUUGGUGCUACCCCGUGGGUUGCUGACAGCAUGGAACGUUGGGUGCAAGAAGCUGAUGUCGAUGGGUUCAACCUGGCAUAUGCCAUCAAGCCUGGUUCAUUUAAGGAUAUCAUUGAAUUGCUCAUCCCUGAACUACGCCGGCGAGGACUCUUCUGGGAUGAUUACGCAGUGCAAAAGGGAACUUAUCGUGAAAACCUAUACUCAUCCCCUGGCCAGACCGGUCCAAGAAAGGAUCAUCCGGCCUUCAAAUACCGGUGGAACGUCGGGGUUGCUGCCGAGGAUCAUCCAAUUCCAGAGAACUGA
Messenger RNA from Penicillium subrubescens, 1506 nucleotides. RefSeq names its product LLM class flavin-dependent oxidoreductase. Gene Ontology annotation, molecular function: monooxygenase activity; oxidoreductase activity, acting on paired donors, with incorporation or reduction of molecular oxygen. The transcript is spliced from 7 exons. The record is from RefSeq and is a predicted model, not a curated record. Bases 1 to 1506 code for a protein of 501 amino acids. Lineage: Eukaryota; Fungi; Ascomycota; Eurotiomycetes; Eurotiales; Aspergillaceae.